This is a messenger RNA of Hypomesus transpacificus, 2156 nucleotides long. It is a transcript of the gene puf60b, whose product is annotated as poly-U binding splicing factor b. NCBI's taxonomy places the organism in Eukaryota, Metazoa, Chordata, Actinopteri, Osmeriformes, Osmeridae. The record is from RefSeq and is a predicted model, not a curated record. Gene Ontology annotation, biological process: regulation of alternative mRNA splicing, via spliceosome; alternative mRNA splicing, via spliceosome; mRNA splice site recognition. Gene Ontology annotation, molecular function: RNA binding. The coding region runs from base 185 to 1786 and encodes 533 amino acids. Gene Ontology annotation, cellular component: precatalytic spliceosome; catalytic step 2 spliceosome. The transcript is spliced from 12 exons.
CGCGACGCUUAGCUCCUGCCCGCUUACACAGUCGUCGGCCCUCUCAAGAAGGUGUGCUUCAUGGCGGUGACGGAGGUUGCGAAUUUGCUGAAUUGUUAAGGUCCCCCCCCAUCAGUCUUGCCUGGGGGUUAUCCUACCUCUGGUGGUCCCAGCGAUAAAAAGGUUGUAGGGAGGCACAACUGUAAUGAUGGAGAAUGGACAGGGCACAGGCUCGAAGCUUGGCCUGCCGCCUCUCACCCCAGAGCAGCAGGAGGCGCUUCAGAGGGCAAAGAAGUAUGCUAUGGAACAAAGCAUUAAAAGUGUCUUGGUGAAACAGACCAUCGCCCACCAGCAACAGCAGCUCACCAAUUUGCAGAUGGCAGCAGUGACAAUGGGCUUUGGAGAUCCUCUCUCACCUUUACAAUCGGUGGCAGCCCAGCGGCAGCGUGCUCUGGCCAUCAUGUGCAGGGUGUACGUGGGCUCCAUCUACUAUGAGCUGGGGGAGGACACCAUCAGACAGGCCUUUGCCCCCUUCGGCCCCAUCAAGAGCAUCGACAUGUCCUGGGAUUCUGUGACUAUGAAACACAAGGGUUUUGCCUUUGUGGAGUAUGAUGUGCCGGAGGCCGCACAGCUAGCUCUGGAGCAGAUGAACUCGGUCAUGCUCGGGGGGAGGAACAUCAAGGUGGGGCGGCCAAGUAACAUCGGUCAGGCGCAACCCAUCAUUGACCAGCUGGCAGAGGAGGCGCGCGCCUUCAACCGGAUCUACGUGGCAUCCGUCCACCCCGACCUCUCGGACGAGGACAUCAAGAGUGUAUUUGAGGCCUUUGGAAGGAUCAAGUCCUGCACGUUAGCCAGAGACCCCACCACGGGAAGGCACAGGAGCUUUGGCUUCAUCGAGUACGAGAAGCCCCAGUCCUCCCUAGACGCAGUAUCCUCCAUGAACCUCUUUGACCUAGGGGGUCAGUACCUGCGGGUGGGCAAGGCUGUGACUCCGCCCAUGCCUCUCCUCACCCCCACAACCCCCGGCGGUUUGCCCCCAGCAGCAGCCGUUGCUGCGGCAGCAGCAACCGCUAAGAUUACGGCCCAGGCAAGUAUGAAUCCCUUCCAAAGGGAUCUAAUGGCCUUCCAGGAGGCUGUAGCCGGGGCGUCAGUCCUGGGGGCGCUGGCAGCGCCCCAGCUCCUGGGCCAGCAGAUGGGCAUACCUCAAGCUGUCAUGGCUGCCCAGGCUCCAGGCGUCAUCACAGGUGUGACUCCAGCGCGCCCCCCCAUGCCAGUGCUGCCCCAGGUGGGCCUGGUGAACCCAGUGUUGGCCUCACCCCCAGUCCUGUCCAACCCUGCCCUGGCAGGAGGCCCCAACGCCCUGCUGGAGCUGAAGAAAAAGGAGAAGGAAGAGGAGCAGCAGCAGGACGGGACGGGCCAGGAGAUGUUGAGUGACCAGGAACACAUGAGCAUCUCGGGCAGCAGUGCCAGACACAUGGUCAUGCAGAAGCUGCUGAGGAAGUCAGAGUCCACAGUGAUGGUGUUGCGAAACAUGGUGGGUCCCGAGGACAUCGAUGAUGAUCUGGAGGGAGAGGUAACGGAGGAGUGUGGCAAGUUUGGAGCUGUGAACAGAGUCAUCAUCUACCAAGAGAAGCAGGGAGAGGAAGAAGAUGCAGAAGUCAUUGUCAAGAUCUUCGUGGAGUUUUCCAUGGCCUCUGAGAUGAACAAGGCCAUCCAGGCCCUCAAUGAUCGCUGGUUCGGGGGCCGUAAGGUUGUGGCAGAGGUGUAUGACCAAGAGCGUUUCAACAGCAGUGACCUCUCUGCAUAAACUGUCUGAAAUGGCCACUUAACACCCAUUCUAUCCAUAACUCAAGGCUCAAACGAAUGUCAGUCAGUGCUGAUGCUUGAGAUGUGGAGCUCCUUUUUAACUUGUAAUUAUUUUUUUUAUUGAUGUCGAUAUUAAUAUUAUUCAUAGUUCCUCUUCAGGAAUUGGUUUAAAUGAAUUUUGCGCCUCAUGGGUUUUGUUUUGUCACAAGUGAGACUUUUCUUUUUUUUGUAUUUUCAGGUUUUCGUAAUCAGAUCUUGAGAAAUUUUGACUAGAUAUUCCUAAAGUUUGCUCAUAUUCUCUCUUCUAACAAUGUUGUCUCUUAAAAGUUUGAGAUAUUGGUUUCUCCACAAAAUAAAUUCUUCAAGUAUAA